UUCCAUCCAUGCCGGUUUCCCACCACAAGCCUGGUGUCUUCUCAGACAUCAAGAGGUAGGCCUCUUACUAAGAGAUUAUAUGGCAGUUUGGUAGAAAGUCUGUCUAUAUCUGGUACGGAUCCCUUCUAGAUGCACAUAUAGGAUUGCUGUCUCUAUGCAUCCCAUCUUCGGAAGACAAAUAUGCUACACUGCGAUUGGCUUAAAUUCACCGACCUUCACCUGAUACUGCACCAAGGCUGAGACUAAUUCACGCUCAGGACCACUGCACGCAAGUCGACUUACCAAGGACACAUUGGCAGGCAUCAGCCCAAAGAGCUUCAGCCAUGAAACUCUGAAGCCCCUCUCUCUCACCCGCAAGCUCUCGACUAGCCGAGCACAGCUAUUCAACAGCAGCAUGGAUCCAACACACCCCCCCACCCAUCGCGCAUUCAUCGCGUUUGGGAGCAAUGUGGGGGAUCGUAUUGAGAUGAUCGAGGCCGCUUGUCGGGAGCUGGAGCGAGCCAGCAUCCGGAUCAGGAGGACUAGUUCCCUUUUCGAGACAGCACCGAUGUACGUCCUCGAUCAGGAUCCAUUUAUCAAUGGAGUGUGUGAGGUAGAAACCAGCCUCAGCCCCAUGGACCUGCUGGACACCCUACAGGCCAUCGAAAUCGGCCUAGGAAGGAGAAAACUGAUCGAUAAAGGACCACGCUCGAUCGAUCUCGACAUUCUCCUCUAUGACCAGCAAAUCUUCUCUCACGAGCGUCUCUACAUACCGCACCAGUUGAUGCUCGAGCGCGACUUUGUCCUCCGACCCCUAUGCCAACUCAUCCCUCAUGAACUUCCCCCCUUCCUCGGCCACUCCAAAAGCUACCUCUCACACCUCAAGACCCUCCCACCCCCAGAGCCAACCCCAUUCUCCACAACUCCUAUAUCCAACCACUUCCCCGCCAUCCACUCAACUAACCCCAACCGCCCAAGCCACAUAAUGGCCAUCCUCAACCUCACCCCCGACUCCUUCUCCGACGGCGGCAUCCACUCCUCCGAAGACCUCACCACCCUUACCACCACCGUCCGCAACUUCAUCCAAGCCGGCGCCACCAUCAUCGACAUCGGCGGCGAAAGCACCCGUCCGGGCUCCUCCCCCGUCGGCGAAGCCGAAGAACUCGCCCGCGUGAUCCCCGCAAUCCGACACAUCCGCACCACGAUCCCCGAAGCAGCCCACAUCGCCAUCAGCAUCGACACCUACCGGGCCCGAGUAGCCGAAGAAGCCUGUGCCGCCGGCGCCGACAUCAUCAACGACGUAUCCUCAGGCCUCCUCGACCCCGAAAUGCUCCCUACCAUGGCCCGCACCGGCAAAUCCGUAAUCCUGAUGCACAUGCGCGGCACCCCCUCCACAAUGACCAAACUAACCGACUACCCGAACGGGGUCAUCCAAGACGUGGGCACCGAACUCCUUCAGCGCGUCGCUGCCGCCGAAGCAGCUGGGAUUCGUCGCUGGCGCAUGAUUCUGGACCCGGGUCUCGGGUUCGCCAAGAAUGAGCCCCAUGAUCUCACUAUACUCCGGGACCUGCAACAGUUCCGGACGGGUAUCGAGGGCUUGGAGUAUUUCCCGUGGUUGAUGGGUCCGAGUCGGAAGCGUUUCGUGGGACGGUUGACGGGCGUGCAGAAAGCGAGUGAACGCACUUGGGGCACUGCGGCUACCGUGGCGGCUAGUGUUGCUGGUGGGGCGGAUAUCGUGCGUGUUCAUGAUGUGAAGGAGAUGUGGCAGGUUGCGAGGGUAUCGGAUGCGAUUUAUCGGGGGAUUCUGUGAAAGUGAGUGGAAGGAUGGAUGUGAAAAGUUUUCUGGGCCUUGUAUAUUCAACUAUAAAAUAAUGCGCUGAGGAUAGAACCAGGUGUAGAAGGAGGGUAGGAUUUGGACAGAAUGGGUUUCUUGGGCAUGCAUGGUGCUGGAAAGGGUUCAACCGCGGCGAUCCUGGAGGGAAAGUUCCACCUCCAUAUACGAAUAGAGAUCAAGCUGGAACAUCUCAUACAGAAUAACCGUAGACCAUUGUCAUAUUGUACCUACGGAGAGACAAGCCCGGAGUGAGCAAGGAAUAAUAAGGUUCCUAUCUAGUUGAUCAAUCCAAGACCCAAGCAAAAGCAAUCCUGCAAACGGGUGAUCAAAGAGUUU
Aspergillus sclerotioniger CBS 115572 is the source of this 2149-nucleotide messenger RNA. Its product is annotated as folic acid synthesis protein. The coding region runs from base 395 to 1789 and encodes 464 amino acids. The transcript has 4 exons. Gene Ontology annotation, molecular function: 2-amino-4-hydroxy-6-hydroxymethyldihydropteridine diphosphokinase activity; dihydropteroate synthase activity. NCBI's taxonomy places the organism in Eukaryota, Fungi, Ascomycota, Eurotiomycetes, Eurotiales, Aspergillaceae. Gene Ontology annotation, cellular component: mitochondrial envelope. The record is from RefSeq and is a predicted model, not a curated record. Gene Ontology annotation, biological process: tetrahydrofolate biosynthetic process.